AUGUCUCCCUUCAGCUUGCGAGAAGCUGCUUAUACCAAGGAGACCAUUGGCUUUGGCAUCUAUCGUCAGAGCAUUGACGACGAGAUCUCGGAGCACGAUGCGGAGAUUGCAGCCUUUGCAUUGCACCGCAUGGAUUGCCAGCGACAGGCUGGCUUACGUGAGCGUGAGCAAGCUGCACUCUGGCGGAAGCGCCGUGAUGCUAGGGAGCCUUUGUACCAGGUGCGGUGGCUUUUGCUCCAGCAUUUGGCCAGAAAGCCUCCUACGCCACCGCCGCUGGAUGAUGAGGAGGAUGAGCUCCCCAGCGGUCUUCCUGAUGGAUUCGAGGCACCCUCGGGGCCACCGUCACGACCUCCAACCCCUGCACACUUUUGGCCAACGCAAAGUACCGACUUCUCACAGUCGCUCUUUGGGCUGGACGAGCGCACGCCGGUGACUGACCGCGUACUGGAAAGACUGAAGUCCCGAUCUCACAAUAUGGGACAGGAGAGGAACUGGAGACUGACUUUGAUGCGGAAACGCACGCAGCGAGAGAAGGCCAGGAAGCUGGCUCUGCAAUAUAGAACCACCAUGUUCUUGGAAGACACUGAGGUGAACGUGACGGAGUUCCUCUCCAACAUUAAGCCUAAGGAAGCUCAAGCGUAUCAGGCCAUCUUGCGGCAGCUUUGCAGCAAUCGCAAAGUCGACAAGGCAGACCUACAGAAGGUUCUGUCGGAACUUGGCUUUCGACCAAGGACCCCCGAGGAGCGUGAAAUUCUACGGAAGAUCCUUGCGGAGAUCGAGUCCUUGGAGGUGGAUUUUGAUGAUGUUGUGCAGACCAUUAUCCCCAAUGUGCGCACGCAGUUCGCAGAACUUAGAGGGCCGGGGCUAUUGGAUCUUUUCACAGAGGCGGAUGAAGACAAGAGUCCCUUGGAUCAUUUGGAAGACACGGGAUGGUUCGUGAGUGUUGAGAUGGUUCCUGCUGUAGAGUUUGGCAUGAUGACUAUGCCGUUCUUGCUCGGAGGUGGAAACCUCUCAGUUGAAGAGCUCCUGGCAGUGCUGCAGCGAAGUGGAUUCUUUCCCCAAAAUAAGGAGGUGGCCGAGACGCUCAUGGAGGUCAUUCCAGGAGCCAAGAACCACCAAAACAUGGAGGGAAAGUUGCUGAUGGAUCGUGUUUCCAUCUCACUAUCCUAUUUCAAAGUGGUGGGGCCGCUACUCCAGGAAAGGUCUGAGUGCCAGCGACUUCAAAUGGAACUACAGAUUGCAGAGGAACUGAGCUUAGAUGCAGAGGAGCGACAACUUUGGCAGGACAGCUUGCUGGACCUUUGGGAGGCUUUUCAACGGUUUUCCGACGACAGACUCGAGGUCGACAGGCUUCCGCUGGUCUUCAUGGACACCGAGCUGCUUCCGAAGCAUGGCUCCCUGCGAAGCUUCUUGUGCUCCAUGGCCGAGGCUGAACUGGCCAAGUCAGAGAGGUCGAAAGUUGAUCGAUUAGACCUGCGGCAAUGUCUCAAGAUCCUUAGCAAAAUCCGUGAGAAGGAGCUGUCCAAAGUGAGCAUGGAACGGGAGUGUCAGCGUGUGAUCGACGUCUUUAAUCAAAAUGACUCUGACAGCACGAACGGGCUCAGUCUCGAGGAGUGUCAGAAGUGUCUGGAGGACUGUGGCAUUAAGGCAAAAGAGGAGGAAUCUGAGUUCAUCACAUGUCUCAUCGACGAAUACGACCUGGAUGAGUCGGGCGAGCUGGAAUUGGAGGAAUUCCUACGGAUGGUCAAGUUCGUUACCUCUCGGCUGCGACGGCAACGCUUGCGACAGCAAGCGGAUUUGGCCUUGGAGUAUGGCUGGGGCGCGGAGGAGUUCGACUUCAUGAGAUUGAAUUUCAUGUUAGCGGACAAGGAAAUGGAUGGCAAUAUCCGAGAUGACGAGAUCGCCUGGAGCGUGAGCCAGCUUCGGGCGGAGUGGCCCCCUGAAGAUACCAAGCUCAUCCUGAGGGAAAUGGGUUUGGUAACCUGGAAUUCAUCAAUCUCUGUGGAUCUCGCUGGCUUCUUGAAGGUGAUGAACUAUGUGGACCUUCGCCUGAAGCAUCGUCGAAUUGGUUCCCUCCUCGGCUUGGAGAAGGGAGCUGUAGACAACUUCUGCUCCGUUUGGUGGUCCAUGAAACCUCAGAAUGACAUGGUGCCCAUCUCUACUCUGGAUGCUCGGCGUGGGAGAUGCACCCAAGCAGGCUAUUGA
Cladocopium goreaui is the source of this 2205-nucleotide messenger RNA. Lineage: Eukaryota; Dinophyceae; Suessiales; Symbiodiniaceae. The record is from the annotation of a GenBank genome assembly.